GGUAGCAGGUGCCGGUAAGUAGGCAGUGAGGACAAAGCCACCCACCCACCGAUCGAGAGUCAGUCUCUCCCGGCCCUCCCUCCCCUCGUGCGGUAGCCUCCAAAUCAUCCAACGUCCAAUCCACUUCCAACAAGAUACCGCCACCAUCCUCCGCCUGAUCCGACCUCUUCCGUCAGCGACAGCGACCCCGCAACGCCCGGCUCCGUCGGGAUGGAGGAGGAGGGCGGCGCGAGGAAGGCGGUGCUCUUCAGGCUGUUCGGCGUCGAGGUCCGCGGAGCGGAGGAGGAGGAGGAGGAUGACGCGGAGCCCAUGGAGCUCAAGAAGAGCACCAGCAUGCCCAACCUCGCCUCCAUCGGCCCGAUUCUACCGCGCGGCGAGGCCAGCGCCAGCCACGACAAGGGCUACGCCUCCGACGACGGCGAGCUGGCGUCCACGCCGCAGCUCAAGCGCCGCCGCCGCAAGGCCCAGGAGCGCAAGAAAGGGAUUCCGUGGACCGAGGAGGAGCACAGGAAGUUCCUGGAGGGUCUGAAGCAGCUGGGCAAGGGGGACUGGAGAGGCAUCUCCAAGAACUUCGUCACCACCAGGACGGCCACGCAGGUGGCCAGCCACGCCCAGAAGUACUUCCUCCGGCAGACCAACCCCGGCAAGAAGAAGCGCCGGGCCAGCCUCUUCGACGUCGGCAUCCCCGCCGGCCACGGCUACGACGAUCAGCUGCCGAGUCCUCACAGUGUUGGAACCAAGCUUGCUCCUGCCGAGAAGAUACUCCACACCGACCACGGCGACGUGCCGCUACCAAGUUAUUCUGAAGUCAUCAGGGGCAACAACAACAACAACACCCAGAUGCAGGCUGAUGAACUAACUGACCAUGCGAAGAAGAGAUCAAAGUUCCCCACCGGAAUGUCGCUGACCGCCAUGGCUGCCUCCGGGCUUGAGCUGGCAAUGUCUUCCUCUCCCAGCAGCAUCCUGGAGCUCAGCAUCGGGCCUCCUCGCCACUGCGCGGUCGAUGCCAUCAAGGUGCUGUGAUUGAUCCCCGGCUGCCGGGCUUGGCCGAAAGGAUUUACCUGGUGUCCCUGUUCUUGUUGCCGUGCUAACCUUGUUGUCCGUUCGAUCGUCGUAGUAGCUUCUUCAGCUAGCGUAUGGAGUAAAAUACAUAAGAAUUGUCUGCUUUGGUACUACAAGUUGGUGAAGGGAAACCAGAGAGGGGUUAUGUAGUAGAUUUGUUUGUACUGUAUGGUUACCAGAUUUAAUUAAUGUUAUAUCGGUGCUUGCAUGGUGAUUUAGUAAA
Messenger RNA from Hordeum vulgare subsp. vulgare (domesticated barley), 1285 nucleotides. RefSeq names its product transcription factor MYBS2-like. The coding region runs from base 211 to 1023 and encodes 270 amino acids. Gene Ontology annotation, biological process: response to ethylene; response to auxin; response to gibberellin. The record is from RefSeq and is a predicted model, not a curated record. The transcript is spliced from 5 exons. NCBI's taxonomy places the organism in Eukaryota, Viridiplantae, Streptophyta, Magnoliopsida, Poales, Poaceae. Gene Ontology annotation, molecular function: DNA binding.